ACUAACAGGAAUGCCAGAGGUUUAAAAAUAUAGCAGGGUUGCCAGAAGGUAUAAAUUUGUUUUGAAAUGUUUAAAUCUCAACUCUUUUUAUUCUUCUGUCAAAAUUUUCUAAAAUUCCUUCCUACUUUACAUAAUGCUUAUUUUACAACGAAACAUUUUGAAAUAUACACAUCUGGACAAUCUAAUUGCUCAAAGGGUUACCAAUACAUUUUUAAAAUAUUUUAGCAGCAAAGACGAGUGCAAGGGAGAUCAAGUAAAGAAGUUGAGUCUGAAAAAUGUCGAUGUAGCUGGCAAGAAAAUAUUUAUGAGGGUGGAUUUUAAUGUACCCAUGAAAGAUGGAAAAAUAACGAACAAUCAACGUAUUGUCGCUGCUCUUCCAAGUAUUAAUUUUGUUUUGGACAAGAAGUGUAAAUCUUUGGUCUUAGCCUCCCACUUGGGUCGUCCCGAUGGGAAAAAAGACAAAAAGUUCAGCCUGGAACCGGUGGCCAAGGAACUUGAGAAGUUGCUUGGAAAGCCAGUUUGUUUCUUGGACGACUGCGUGGGUGAUCAGACCAUAGAAGCUCUGAAGGAUCCACCCGAGGGCAGUGUCCUCCUACUGGAAAACCUUCGCUUUUACGCUGAGGAGACGGGGAGCAGCAAAGACGAGAACAAGAAGAAGGUGAAGGCCGAUCCUGCCAAGGUUAAAGAAUUCCGGGAGAAGUUGGCAAAGCUCGGCGAGAUCUAUGUGAACGAUGCCUUCGGAACAGCCCAUCGUCCUCAUAGUUCCAUGAUGGGGGAAGGCUACAAAUUGCGAGCAGCUGGUUUUCUGAUGGACAAGGAACUGGAGUACUUUGCGAAGGUUCUGCACAAUCCAGCAAAGCCCUUUCUGGCCAUUUUGGGUGGCGCCAAGAUAGCUGAUAAAAUUCCCCUGAUAACAAAUCUCCUGAAUAACGUUUCCUCCAUGAUUGUUUCCGGAGGCAUGGCCUUCACCUUCCUCAAAGUCCUAAAUAACAUGGAGAUUGGCAAAUCUCUCUAUGACGAAAAGGGAGCCGAGAUGGUAAACGAUAUCGUUUGCAAGGCGAAAGACCAGAAUGUUAAAAUACUCCUUCCGGUCGACUUUGUGAUCGCCGAUAAGAUCGACAAGAAGCCAGAUAAAAUCGAUCGUGUGGACGCCAAGCAGGGUAUUCCGAAAGAUAUGAUGGGUCUGGAUCAUGGCGAGAUAUCCAGCGCUAUUUUCGCCGGCGCAAUCUGUGCGUCGAAAACCAUUGUGUGGAAUGGACCGCCGGGCUUGUUCGAGAACGAGUUGUUUUCCCAAGGCACCCAGUCCAUGUUGGAGGCGAUUAUCGGAGCCACUAAGAGGGGAGCCACCACAAUUGUGGGCGGAGGAGAUACGGCCACGGCGUGUAUGCAGUUCGGAGGUGCCGACAAGGUCUCUCAUGUGUCCACCGGAGGAGGGGCAUCCCUCGAGUUGCUGGAGGGCAAGGUCCUGCCGGGAGUGGCUGCUCUCUCAGAUGCCUAAAGAGAAAACCUAAUCUUACUAUUUUCUUGGAAGAAUAACAACUCUUUCUCAAAAUA
Drosophila ficusphila is the source of this 1554-nucleotide messenger RNA. Its product is annotated as phosphoglycerate kinase. Gene Ontology annotation, biological process: glycolytic process; gluconeogenesis. The record is from RefSeq and is a predicted model, not a curated record. The coding region runs from base 134 to 1498 and encodes 454 amino acids. Gene Ontology annotation, molecular function: ATP binding; ADP binding; phosphoglycerate kinase activity. Gene Ontology annotation, cellular component: cytosol. The transcript is spliced from 3 exons. Lineage: Eukaryota; Metazoa; Arthropoda; Insecta; Diptera; Drosophilidae.